This is a messenger RNA of Drosophila innubila, 748 nucleotides long. RefSeq lists its product as uncharacterized. The record is from RefSeq and is a predicted model, not a curated record. The transcript has 3 exons. The coding region runs from base 86 to 625 and encodes 179 amino acids. NCBI's taxonomy places the organism in Eukaryota, Metazoa, Arthropoda, Insecta, Diptera, Drosophilidae.
AGUACUCGAUUCUUACUUACUUCAGUUCGCGCAAUUUUAGCGUCAUUUUAUUUUUAAUUUGUUUUCCAAUACAAAAUUAACUAAAAUGGACUUUGAAGACAGCGCCUAUACCUUGGAGUUUUUCAAUUUUACGCCAGAACAAAUUACAAACGAACGUGAUAAUCUGGUAAAGAUGCUUAUUAAAAAAAGUGUUGAGACGACAAUGCGGAAAAUUGAAACACCGGCCACGUCUGCUCUGUUGGCACAACAAAAGGACGCCGUCAUGUGUCGCAUUCAGACGGACUGUGAAAAGAAACUCGAUUGCCUGCGGGAAUUGGACAGAAAAACAUUUCAAGUGCCGACGCAUGUGUUGGCCAUGAAGGAUUUUGAAUUGGAGCAGCAAUUGACCAGUGACGAUGAGGAAACAAAAGCUCAACAAUUCGAAGAGUUGAAGCUACGCUAUCGUCAGAACAUGGCCAUGCUGGCCGAGCUCAAAGCGGAGCAGACAAAGUUCACAUCGAUUGCGCCAUCUAUUGACAGGGAGCUGCAAAUGCAUCAUCUUAUACGAGAAGCCUGCGCCAACUCUGACCAUAAAAACGUUUACAAAUUCGCACUUAAUCUGCUAGAGAAUGUGACAAAUGAAUAAUGAUAGUAUGAAUAAUUAAAAAUUAAGUGCACGGUUUCAAGUACUGAUCGCUGAACCGCACAGAAGACACAGUAUUAAAGUAAAUCAUAGAUUCUGUAAAUACAUCCUAACAUACAAUCAUUA